AUGAACCCGUCUCAUCCUCUCCUUGAAUUUCUCACUACCUCAAAUGCCACCUCCACGCUGACCUUCUACUUGAACGGCACAGUCAUCGCCCUCACCAAUCCCAACCCUCACUGGACGCUACUCGACUUCGUCCGGGCCCAGGAUGGCCUCACGGGGACGAAACUGGGCUGUGGCGAGGGGGGCUGCGGUGCCUGCACGGUGGUGUUGCAGACGCGACACCCCCGCAGUCGACGCCUGGUGCACAGGGCCGUGAAUGCCUGUCUCUAUCCGCUGGUAGGAGUGGUAGGAAAGCAUGUCAUUACCGUUGAGGGCCUCGGCAACGUCGACCACCCGCAUCCGCUGCAAGAACGUCUGGCAAAGCUCCAUGGGUCCCAGUGCGGAUUCUGCACGCCGGGAAUCGUCAUGAGUCUAUACGCCAUCAUCCGUAACGCAUAUGACCCACAAACUGGCGCGUUCAAUCUCUCCGAAGAGGAUAUUGAGAUGAAGGGCCAUCUGGACGGGAAUCUGUGUCGCUGUACGGGCUACAUGCCUAUUCUCCAGGCCGCCAAGACAUUUAUUCGGGAGGAUCUGCAGGCGCAGGUGGGAUCCACAGUUCCCGCUCCUUUACCCACGGAUACACUAAGCGAAUCUGUCGAGCUGCCGGUUCUUCCAUCCCAGUCGUGUGGACGGCUAGGAGGCUGUUGUCGUGAUAGCCCUUCGUCGUCUUCUUGCUCGGCCAAUUCUGAAAGAACUGGUUCGUCGCCUUUGACCACGCCUGAGGAGAAGACCCCAGCGAUCCCUCAAUUCGACUUCAUCCCGUAUAAGCCACACACGGAGCUGAUCUAUCCGCCGGGUUUGGCAAAGUUUGUCCCUCAGUUGCUGUAUUAUGCGGACGACCGAAGAGUCUGGGUGCGUCCGGUCACUGUGCAGCAAACGCUCGACCUCCUGGCUCGCUAUCCAUCGGCCACUUUGGUGGGCGGUGCGAGUGAGGUGCAGAUUGAUGUUCGCUUCAAGGGCCCGGAGGCUGCCGUGUCGAUCUUCGUGGGUGACGUCGAAGAGCUGGCGCAAAUCAGGUUGGUGGAGCAGGAUGGUAUCGCAAAGAAGCUGGUUAUCGGUGGAAAUGCCUCGCUCACGGACGUCGAGGAGGAAUGCCGGCGCCUAGCUCCAGCUCUGGGAUCUUCUAGCUCGGUACUCUCAGCAAUGACCAAGGUCCUUCGCUACUUUGCGGGGCGUCAAAUCCGCAACGCCGCCUCGUUGGCAGGCAACAUCGCCACGGCCUCACCCAUCUCCGACAUGAACCCCCUUCUUCUCGCCGUGAACGCCACGAUUAUCGCGCGUACCGUCGACGGCGACCACGCUUUGCCCAUGGAGCAGAUGUUCCUAGGGUAUCGCAAGACUACCCUGCCCAAGGGCAGCCUCAUCACCGAAAUCCGCAUCCCAUUGCCUCCUCCCGGCUGUCGCGAGGUUGCAAAAUCCUACAAGCAAGCCAAGCGCAAAGACGACGACAUUGCGAUCGUCACGGCAGGGUUCCGCGUGCGCUUGAACCCCGAAAAUAUCGUUGAACACGUUACUCUCGCAUACGGCGGCAUGGCCCCAACCACGGUGCUCGCUCCUCGCGCCCGUGCCACCCUCCAAGGCGCAAGAUGGGGUACGCAAGCCAUCCUGGACGCGACAGUGGCCGCCCUGCUGGAAGAUUUCGACCUUGCUUUCGGGGUUCCCGGUGGGAUGGCGACCUACCGGCGGACACUGGCUGCGUCUUUCUUCAUGCGGUUUUGGCACGAGGUACUUGCCGAGUUUCCCCUGCCCGGGUCGUCGCCGGUGCCGUCCGACUUGACCGAUGAGAUUCGCCGCCAGCUCUCGCAAGGCACCCGCGAUGAGAUCAAUCCGCACGAGCAGCGCGUGGUCGGAAAGGCACUUCCACACCUGUCCGGCCUGAAGCACGCGACAGGCGAAGCGGAGUACAUCGAUGACAUGCCGCCGCAGCAUCGGCAGCUAUACGGCGCAAUGGUGCUCUCGCAGCGCGCGCACGCCAAGCUGGUCUCGGUCGACUGGGCGCCAGCGCUCGCUUCAGGCCUGGCACUUGGGUACAUCGAUCACACCUGUCUCCCACCGGAGAAAAACCUGUGGGGUCCAGUGGUGCACGACGAACCGUUUUUUGCAGUGGACGAGGUGCGGGCGCACGGCCAGCCGAUCGGGAUGGUCUACGCCGACACCGCCUUGCAGGCCCAGGCGGCAGCGCGGACGGUGAAGGUCGUCUACGAGAACUUGCCGGCAAUUCUCACGAUCGAUGAGGCCAUCGCCGCCCAGAGCUUCUUCCCUCAUGGCAAGGAGUUGCGCAAAGGCGCGCCGCCCGAGGAGAUGGACGCCGUGUUUGCGCGGUGUGAUUAUGUGUUUGAAGGCAAGACGCGCAUCGGAGGCCAGGAGCACUUCUACCUCGAGACCAAUGCCGCCAUGGCGAUCCCGCGGACAGAGGAUGGCGGUAUGGACAUCUGGUCUUCGACGCAGAACACUAUGGAGACUCAGGACUUCGUCAGCCAGGUUCUCAAUGUCCCUGCCAACCGCGUCAACGCACAGGUCAAGCGCAUGGGCGGCGCAUUUGGCGGGAAAGAAUCGCGCAGCGUGCAGCUGGCCUGCCUAGUAGCACUUGCAGCGAAGAAAGCUCGCCGGCCGGUACGUGCAAUGCUGCCUCGAGAUGAAGACAUGAUGACCAGCGGCCAGCGACACCCAAUACAAUGCCGCUGGAAGGUGGGUGUCACGCGGAACGGCAAGCUCGUCGCUUUACAAGCGGACUGCUACAACAAUGCGGGCUACUCCCUUGACAUGAGCGGUGCGGUGAUGGAUCGCUGUUGCACACACCUGGACAACUGCUACGAGAUCCCCAACGUGCAUAUCCGAGGGUGGGUGUGCCGCACCAAUACCCACAGCAACACCGCGUUCCGUGGCUUCGGCGCCCCGCAGAGCAUGUUCUUCACGGAGUCAAUCAUGAGUGCCAUUGCGGAGGGUUUGGAUAUAUCUAUUGACGAGCUACGCAUUCGUAAUUUCUAUACCGUCGGCCAACGCACGCCCUUCCUCCAGCAGAUCGACCAGGACUGGCACAUCCCGCUGCUGCUGGAGCAGGUUCGCGCAGAAGCUCAAUACGACGAGCGUCGCAUCCAAAUCGCCGCAUUUAACGCCGCGCACCGGUGGCGCAAACGCGGCAUCGCGCUGAUUCCGACCAAGUUCGGUAUCUCGUUCUCCACGGCCCUGCACCUCAAUCAGGCCGCUGCAGCAGUGCGCAUCUACACGGACGGGUCGGUACUGCUGCAUCACGGCGGCACGGAGAUGGGCCAGGGGCUCUACACAAAAAUGGCGCAGGUGGCGGCGCAGGCGCUGGGCGUGCCGUUUGAGAGUGUGUUCACACCCGACACGUCCUCAUACCAGACAGCCAAUGCGUCGCCGACAGCCGCAUCCUCAGGCAGCGAUCUGAAUGGCAUGGCAAUCCAGGACGCCUGCGCACAGCUAAACGAGCGGCUGAAGCCGUACCGGGAGCGUCUAGGGCGCGACGCGCCCAUGGCCCAGCUCGCUCACGCGGCAUACCGCGACCGCGUGAGUCUCUCAGCGAGCGGAUUCUGGAAGAUGCCGCGCAUCGGCUACGAGUGGGGGAACUACGACGUCAACACCGUCAAACCGAUGUACUACUACUUCACGCAGGGGGUGGCCUGCACGGAGGUGGAGCUAGACCUGCUGACGGGCGACCACACGGUGCUGCGCACGGACAUCAAGAUGGACAUUGGCCGCUCGAUCAACCCGGCCAUUGACUACGGACAGAUCGAAGGCGCUUUCGUGCAGGGACAGGGCCUGUUCACGAUGGAGGAGAGUCUGUGGACGCGGCAGGGUCAGCUGGCGACCCGUGGGCCGGGCACGUACAAGAUCCCCGGCUUCAGCGAUAUCCCGCAGGAGUUCAAUGUCAGUUUCCUGCAGGGCGUUAGCUGGUCACAUCUGCGUUCGGUACAGAGUAGCAAGGGCAUCGGCGAGCCGCCGUUGUUCCUCGGGGCGACGGUGCUGUUCGCGUUGCGCGAUGCGCUGCGGAGUGCCCGGGCCGGAAACGGGGUGACUGAGGCGCUGGUGCUGGAUAGUCCGGCGACGGCGGAGAGGUUGCGCUUGGCGGUGGGGGAUGAGUUGGUGAAGAUGAGUCGGGUUGAGCCGAAGCAGGGGGAGGAGAACUUCUUUGUUGCGGUUGCGUAGUUGGAUAGCUUUGGGAUGACGUAGGUGUGAGGAUAUCAUACUCUUGGUUAUAACAAUUAAGGCG
Aspergillus homomorphus CBS 101889 is the source of this 4267-nucleotide messenger RNA. RefSeq names its product xanthine dehydrogenase. The coding region runs from base 1 to 4203 and encodes 1400 amino acids. The transcript is spliced from 4 exons. NCBI's taxonomy places the organism in Eukaryota, Fungi, Ascomycota, Eurotiomycetes, Eurotiales, Aspergillaceae. Gene Ontology annotation, molecular function: iron ion binding; 2 iron, 2 sulfur cluster binding; FAD binding. The record is from RefSeq and is a predicted model, not a curated record.